AUGGGACGCUCCCAGCGUGGAGGGCUGCCUUUGCGGCAGAAGCUUUCGGACUUGCCUGCAAAGGAUAAAGAAAAGCUGGCUGAGGCUGAGAUCAGGAGACUGCAGAAACAGUUUCGGAUAGCAGCGGAGAAGAGGAAAUCUUAUGGUGCCAACGUGAGGCAGCAAAAGCAGGCUCAGGAAAAAGAAAUCGAGUCGCUGUCGCAACAACACAAAGAGGCGUCAUUAACGCUGAGCCAGAUCACGUCCCUGAGAAAUGCGAUGCUGGAUGACAGAAACUGUAUGGAGCUCCAGUGCCUUUUGCAGACCAAAUAUCAGUAUGAUUCUCUGAUUAGAGACAGAAAAGCCCUGUUAGCUGACCUGGACAACCAGAUACUGGAGCUGGAAAAAAAGGUGGUGAAGCAAAACCAGAGAGUGGUGAAGGUGAAGCAAGCCAACAGUCACAAGCGGCUGCAAAAGCGGAUCGAGACGCUGGAGCUGCGUCUAAACAAUGUCACUGUCCGUUUCGAUACCAUCCUGACCAGAAAUAACGAGCUCCGAGAAGAGAUUGAAAACCUGCGAAUCCAGAAAGCUAUUUUGGACAACUUCUACUUGAAGCUCCAUAAGAAACUGGAUCAGCAGAAGAGAAGGAUGAACACCGCCAUUGAGCAAUCCUCACAAGCCUACGAGCAGCGGAUGGAGGCCCUGGCAAGGAUUUCAGCCAUGAACGAAAGGCACAGCAAAGACACGGUCCAGUACAAUGUCGAGCUGCAGGAGCGGGAGCGUGUCUUGGACCAGGAGACCAAACUGAAAACCUUCAUGCUCACCAAAUUUACAGAUCGCUCUGAAUUGGAGGAACAGGCCAAAAAGAGAAAAGCCUUGAAGGCAGUCCAGAGGGCGAAGCGGAGCCAAGGGGAGAGCUUUGAAAGCCGGGAGGUGGCUUACAAGCGCCUGCUGGAGCUGGCGGAGGAUGGGGAUUUUGACCGGCUGGUGAACGGCUUCAUCGAAAAGGAGGAGAAGAACUUUGCCUGCUUCACCUACGCCACCGAGCUGAACAACGAGAUGGAGAAGAUACAGCAGAGGAUCAAGGACCUCCAGAAUGAAAUCACGACCCUCAUGAUGGACGAGGAGUACACAGAGAACAGCAGCUUUCACGUCCUGCAGGAGCUGGAGGAAAAACUAAUGGAAACCACUGCUGAAGCCAACUGGUAUGAAGACAGAUGCAAAGUGAGCAGCAAAAUCCUGGGCCAGCUCAGAUCUGGCAUGGAGGCCUUGUUCAGAGACACCAGCUGCGAUGCUACAAAGAUAAUGAAGCAGCUCGGAGAAAAUGGGAAGGUCACGGAUCUCAACCUGAUGCAGUUUUUCGGUCUCGUGGAGAAGAAGACCAAUGAGCUCCUGCUGAUGGAGUCCAUCCUGCGCUACGCGUCGGCUGACGACUCACAUCCGGCCCAGCCCUUCUCCAACCCACUGCUGGGUGGCACCCAGCUCCUCCGGGUGAUGGAUCGGGCCCAGCUCUGCCCACCCCGGGAGAAGGAGCGGGGCAACACCGCCAGCACGGGCAAGAAGGGGAGGAACGGCGUCAAGGUGUGA
Egretta garzetta (little egret) is the source of this 1566-nucleotide messenger RNA. It is a transcript of the gene CCDC63, whose product is annotated as coiled-coil domain containing 63. NCBI's taxonomy places the organism in Eukaryota, Metazoa, Chordata, Aves, Pelecaniformes, Ardeidae. Gene Ontology annotation, biological process: outer dynein arm assembly; cilium movement. The transcript is spliced from 11 exons. Gene Ontology annotation, cellular component: axoneme. The record is from RefSeq and is a predicted model, not a curated record. The coding region runs from base 1 to 1566 and encodes 521 amino acids.